Messenger RNA from Paralichthys olivaceus (Japanese flounder), 2279 nucleotides. The record is from RefSeq and is a predicted model, not a curated record. NCBI's taxonomy places the organism in Eukaryota, Metazoa, Chordata, Actinopteri, Pleuronectiformes, Paralichthyidae.
AUGUGGGGAAGAGCAGCCUCCUGCUCCGCUUCGCUGACAACUCCUUCUCUGGCAGCUACAUCACCACCAUCGGCGUGGACUUCAAGAUCCGAACCGUGGACAUCGAGGGGGAGCGGGUGAAGCUGCAGAUCUGGGACACGGCGGGUCAGGAGAGAUUCCGAACCAUCACGUCAACAUACUACAGAAACACCCACGGGGUCAUUAUUGUUUACGACGUGACGAAUCCUGAGUCGUUCGUAAACGUUAAGAGAUGGUUAAACGAAAUCUCCCAGAACUGUGACAACGUCUGCAAGAUCCUGGUGGGAAACAAGAGCGACGACCCCUCCCGGAGGCAGGUGGAUACCCACGAUGCAAUGCGUUUUGGGGAGUCAGUGGGUGUUCGGGUCUUUGAGACCAGUGCCAAAGAAAACAUAAACGUGGAAGAGAUGUUCAUGGCCUUCACCCACAUGGUGCUCCGAGCCAAGAAGCAGAGUCAGAACAGAGCCGAGCGGGAGCGAGAGCGGGAGAAGGACACGGUCAACAUCAACGCCCAGAGGGACCGAGACCGCCGGAAGAGAGGGAAGAAAUGCUGCUGAGUCGCAGACGGACGCCAUAGUCACUCGACGCUCGGCGCUUAAACAACAUUGGGAAAACGGUGCCUUAGGAGUUUAAUCUGCAGAUAUGAAUGUGAGAAACUGUGGUUCGCUCUUUACUAAGCCAAGUUUCAACACAACAGUCAGGUUGUUACAGUCACUGAGGGAUUCAGGCCGAGUCCACACAACACACUUUAGUUUUAGAAUGCAUCGCUGUUGCUAAAACUCUGGUUUGUGUUUUAGUCUGAACAGAAAUUGAGUCUUUAGUAAACGAUGACGCCCACGUCCUCUUCCUGAUUGGUUCUCAUCAGUCACAUGACUAACACUUCCUGUCAGAAACAGCUCCACCUCGUCCCUGCUCUGACUUUUCACCAUCACUGCUCCUCCUUCAGAGUUUCUGUGACUAAGCAACCGACUGCAGAGGAGACAAUCUACUUCCUGUUUACAUCACAUGACCAGUGGACGUGAGCGGUCAUGUGACGUGUGUGAGUGUGGCCAGAGAUCGUCUUCAGUUUAAAACUAAAGCGUAUCCGUGUGGACGGAGCCUUGAUCUGUUAUCACUGACUUCAUGUAGCAGUCGGGAGGUGACCAGAGUAAAGGACCAGUCUGAUGUUUCGUUAAAAGCAGGUUGUAGUGUUUCAGAGUUUCAUGUCCGUUAAAGAGUCCUGAGGACGGAGCCGCUCGGAGACGUCUGCACCUCAUCAUCAAUUUUACUUGAUUAAUCAAUAAUUUCUCAGUGUAUAAAUGUCAGGAAAUGAAAAGAGCAGUUUACACCUUCCGAACUCCCACAGCAGCGUCUUUAACUCGCUCGACACGUUGAGUUUAUUUAAAUAUUAGAGAAAGGAUGAAACAGAAAAUCUCCAAAAUGACUCCGAGCUUUGAGUUUUAUCUUCGACAUCUGUGUCAAUGCGUCGGAGUCUCAGUCUCUCAACCUUAACGAGGAUGAUCUUUCUGUUGUGAAACCAAUGUCGAGUCAGUCUCAACAAGUAACUCAUUCAAACCAGACUGAGCAGGAACUCGAACUACCUGAAGUAUCCUUGUCCCGUCUACUAACAGGGAGGAGGCAGCGUUACGUCAUGUCAUCCAUCUUUAUUUACAGAAAACCUUUGAAAACACUACAAUCUGCUGUUAAACAGAAUUGAGAUUUAAACUUUAACUGUAUAAAACACUGUCAUGGUCCUUUAACGUUGCUCUAGUGAACCACUGAUUUUUGCCUUUUUGUUUUUCUAACCAGUGAUUUACCGAUGAAAGGGAACUGGUUGUAGUCGUUACUAAAUCUUAAACUUGGCACACUAACAGCUGUUGUGUUCAGUCUCAGUACGUUUGCCUCGUUUCAUUCAAAUAACGCCAGUAAACUCCGACGACAGGACGCGCUUCAGAAAACUAAAUGUUCCAGUUGUCGGUUUUUGUUUUUUUAAUGUAAAUCUGUCGCUGAGCAAAUGUGUCCAAAUCCAAAUAAAGCAAUAAAUCCAGAGUUUGUUCAGAUGAAAAAGUGAUUCAUGUAAAAUUCAAAGAGCUUGUGAAGGUGAUGGGCUGCGGUGUAGAGAGAGAGAUGGUGUUAAUCAAUAAUCCAUGUGUCUGUUAGUGUGGAGUCAUUGUUUCAGGAGCAGAACUUGAAGUUUUACUGAAACUUACAAGGUUUUAAUUUAAACUAACUUCAGCUCCUUUUACCAGGAGAUCGUCAUUAAAGUUAAAUCAACACUUAAA